Molecule: messenger RNA, 1893 nt
Organism: Oncorhynchus masou masou (cherry salmon)
Lineage: Eukaryota; Metazoa; Chordata; Actinopteri; Salmoniformes; Salmonidae
Product: dynactin subunit 4-like
Cellular component (GO): dynactin complex
Source: RefSeq, a predicted model, not a curated record
AAAUGUCCACUAUCACAUUGCACCACCAGGGGGCGCCGUCGAGCCAACGACAAAAAACCACUGGGUGACGGCGACGCCAGACGAUUCAGUCAAAGAUGGCGUCUCUUCUGCAACCCGACAGGGUUCUCUACCUUGUUCACGGAGAGAAAAAAAUCCGCUCGUCGUUGUCUACACUUUAUUUUUGCCGGUAUUGCGGUGAAUUGCGUUCCUUAGAAUGUGUGUCUCACGAGGUGGACUCCCAUUACUGUCCGAGCUGCCUGGAGAAUAUGCCUUCAGCAGAGGCAAAGCUGAAGAAGAACAGGUGUGCCAACUGCUUCGACUGCCCGUGCUGCAUGCACACCCUGUCCACCCGGGCAACCAACAUCCCAGCCCCUCUUCCCGACGACCCCAGCAAGACGACCAUGAAGAAGGCCUACUACCUGGCCUGUGGCUUCUGUCGCUGGACAUCCAGAGAUGUGGGCAUGGCUGACAAGUCUGUGGCCAGUGGAGGAUGGCAGGAGCCGGACAACCCUCAUACUCAACGGAUCAAUAAACUGAUAGAGUAUUACCAGCAGCUGGCCCAGAGGGAGAAACUGGAGAGGGACAGGAAGAAGCUGGCCAGGAGACGACCCUACAUGCCUCUGGCCUUCUCGCAACACACUAUUCAUGUGGUGGAGAAGUAUGGUCUGGGUACCAGACUACAUAGACAGAGACCUGGAGCUCCUAUCACCAGUCUGGCUGGUCUUUCUCUGAAGGAAGGUGAAGACCAGAAGGAGAUUAACAUAGAGCCAGCCCAGGCCUUAGACGAGGUGGAACCACUGCCUGAAGACUACUACACUAGACCCAUCAACCUACCUGAGGUGACAUCCUUGCGUCAGCGGCUGCUCCAGCCUGACUUCCAGCCAGCCGGAGCCUCUCAGCUCCACCCCAAACACAAACACCUGUUGAUCAAGCGCUCUCUGCGAUGCAGGAAAUGUGAGCACAAUCUGAGCAAGCCAGAAUUCAACCCAACUUCAAUAAAGUUCAAAAUCCAGCUGGUGGCUGUGAGUUACAUCCCUGAGAUCAGAAUAAUGUCCAUUCCAAACCUGCGCUUCCAGAAGGAGUGCCAGGUGCUGCUCACUAACCCCGUGGAGAGUUUACCCACGACCCUGGUGGGCUGUGAGGUAGGAGACCCAGAGGACAUCAACAGCACUGCAAAGGUGAUGGUUCCUACCAAGGAGUUGGUCCUGGCAGGGAAGGAUGCUGCAGCAGAUUACGACGAGUUGGCCGAGCCACAGGACUUCCAGGACGACCCAGACGUGGUGGCCUUCAGAAAAUCCAAUAAGAUCGGUUUCUUCAUCAAGGUGGUCCCUCAGCGUGAGGAGGACGGGGAUGUCACGGUGUCCUUUAAGAUCCGCCACGACUUCCGCAACUUGGCGGCUCCCAUAAGGCCGAGCGAGGAGGACGAUGCCCCAACCGAGGCAAUAUGGCUCACACACCACGUAGAGCUCAGCCUGGGGCCGCUCGUAGCGUGAAGUUACACACACGUUAACAGAAACACAAAGUACAUAUAUACACUGAGUGUACAAAACAUUAAGAACACCUGCGCUUUCCAUGACAGACUGACCAGGUGAACCCAGGUGAAAGCGAUGAUCCCUUAUUGAAGUCACCUGAUAAAGCCACUUCAAUCUUGAGAGAAUUUGAGACAUGGAUUGUGUAUGUGUGUCAUUCAGUGGAUGAAUCGGCAAGACAAAAUAUUUGAGUGCCUUUUUAACAGGGUCUGGUAGUAGGUGCCUUUAAACAGGGUAUGGUAGUAGAAGCCUUUAAACAGGGUAUGGUAGUAGGUGCCUUUAAACAGGGUCUGGUAGUAGGUGCCUUUAAACAGGGUAUGGUAGUAGGUGCCUUUAAACAGGGUAUGGUAGUAGAAGCCUUUAA